Molecule: messenger RNA, 438 nt
Organism: Caenorhabditis elegans
Lineage: Eukaryota; Metazoa; Nematoda; Chromadorea; Rhabditida; Rhabditidae
Gene: Y59A8B.25
Product: DUF727 domain-containing protein
Exons: 4
Coding region: 1-438 (145 amino acids)
Source: RefSeq, marked reviewed
AUGGCGAGCAAUUUCUUGAAACAAAUCACAAAAUUAUCACUACAAUUGACUGAUUAUAAAGGAGCACUCGGAUCGAUUCGGGAGGAAAUUGAGAAAUUCGCCGAAAUUCGGGAAUAUCCACGUAUUGGCCAACUCGGAAUCGGUCUUGUUAUAGUGAAUUUGGCUCUGGAAGAUUCAGUGGCGGCUCUCAAAGAUUAUGGAUGGGUUAUUUGUCAAUCUCCGGAUUUUCAAACAUCAGAAGAUGGACGUGUAUGUGAGAAUCUUAUCGGAUUCUAUGAGGCUGGCGAUGAUGAAAGUUUCCAGAAUGUACUGAAAUGUGGAGCCCUACGGUCUAUGGACAAUGAGUAUCUCCGAGUGAUGAAAAUUCUAAAAGCACCGUCUGGAAAUGCGGGACUCGGUGACGGACAAGAAGAUGACGAUGAUGAAGGAUUAUGUUGA